Messenger RNA from Saprolegnia parasitica CBS 223.65, 2802 nucleotides. Its product is annotated as TKL protein kinase. Gene Ontology annotation, molecular function: protein kinase activity; ATP binding; protein binding. Bases 1 to 2802 code for a protein of 933 amino acids. The transcript is spliced from 9 exons. Gene Ontology annotation, biological process: protein phosphorylation. NCBI's taxonomy places the organism in Eukaryota, Oomycota, Saprolegniomycetes, Saprolegniales, Saprolegniaceae. The record is from RefSeq and is a predicted model, not a curated record.
AUGGCCGAGUCCCCACGCCAACUGGUCAAGCUAGAGCUACCGCCGGGCGCGAGGCUUGGUGUUGCGAUCACACCGCCCACGAACGGCGUCACGAACCGUGGCCUCAAGAUCGACAAGGUCCUGAACGAGCUCUUCUUUGGCCGCAUCAGCCAUGGCGACCUCCUUGUCGAGAUCGGUGGUACGCCGCUCGAUGGCAUGACGUUUGCCGACGCGGUCAACCUCAUCAAGACGAAGCCACGCCCGCUUGCACUGACGUUUGAGAUUGCACCCGCGCAUGAAAAGACGGCCGCCUCGGCAGAGGACCUUAACCUGCCGUCGUACAAUGUGGUGUUUGACGACGCCAAGAUGGGCAUCAACCUCGAAGCUGGCGCGCGCUUUGGCGUUGAUGGCGCGAUCGUAAAGGGUGUCCGCGACUUCGCUGAGGAGUCGGGUAUCGCGUCCGGCGACAUUCUGUACAAGGUCAACGGCACCGAAGUGCUCUUUAUGUCGCUCAAGCAAGUCCAGAACCUCAUCAAGGCCACGCUGCCGCCGCGGUCGCUCGACUUUAUCCCAAAUACGAUUCUCGAGGAGGUCCAGCUCAUAAACCUCAGCAUGUCGGUUAUCGAGAAGAAUGCGCGCGUCGGCCGUGCCGGGGUCGGCUUGGCACGGACGCCGCUGAAGCCGGAAAAGUCCAUCACGGAAAUCAUCCAAGAGAACCGAUUGACGGUCAUCAAAGAAGGCCCGCUGUACCAACUAGACGACAAGACCAAGAUAUGGAAGGCGUGUCAUGUCGUGCUUGCAGUCACAAAGCUCGAGUACUUCAAGGACGCCAGAGAUAAGACGGUGCAGGGUGUUGUCAACUUUGUAGACUGCCUUUGUACCGUGCGGUCGCUGCCGUCAACAUCGGCCAACCUCAUGGAUGCACACGUCGACUACGUCCUCGAGCUUGAGGCUGGCGACCGCAAGCUCAUCAUGGCGUGCUUAUUCGAGGAAGAGAAAGUGGAGUGGCUCGAGGCGCUCAAGGUCGCUAUUGACGCGUCCAAAACACUCCAGAGAGCGUCAUUGGUCGAGUCAACGCAGCUCGAGCGCAGUAGCCGCAUGCCCUCGAUCCUCGAAGAAGGCAUCAAUGGUACACUGCAGUCGAUUCCCGAGGGGCAGGAAAAACCGUUAAUCGCCAGCACUACUUCGAAUGGCCCAACUGUCGACAUCGAGAUCCUCUCGAUCCAGACCCCCGCCAAAGCCUCCUCCCAAAUGAACCUGUUCUGCGAGGUGACGCUCGGCUCCGAGACGUUCAAGACAUCGGUCGUCACGGCCUCGCUCAACCCGCAAUGGACAAAGGACAACAAGGUCACUUUUGACGUCCCAGGCGACGACGACGAUAUUGAAAUCCGCGUCUACGACGAGCGCAUGUACAUCGGCCCUGUGUAUAUGUCGGUCGUGGCGAUCCCGAUUGCGUCGCUGCCCAACAAGACCACGAUGAAGCAGACGUACGCGCUCAUUCCAGCGGCCCGCAGCGCCAAAUCGUCCAUCACGCUUUCUCUGCGCUACAACAACGCCAAACUGGACCAAGAGAAGACGUCGGAGCCGGAGUACGAGGUGGGCCCACCCGUCAUGACCGCGACCAGCUUGAAGACGUCCAAGACGCCUGACAUCCAAGAGACGCUUCACCAACUCCCCGCCACGGAGCCCAAGGACAACAAACUCGGAAUGCUGAAGGCAGUCCUUCAACGCCCUGAAGGCGACAUCAAUAAAACCGACGAGCUUGGGUACACAGCCUUGGCGCGCGCGGUCCUCGCGGGGCAAGAUCAUGUUGUCAACGGCCUGCUUAAGCGUGGAGCGGACGCUUGGAUCCCCCUUCCGAUGAAGCUGACUACGCUGGCAGAAGCGGUCAAGCGCGGGCAUCGUAGCAUGGCCCGAGUGCUCUACGAUCGCAUGUACCCGGGUCCUAUCACGAUGGCGUCCAUGGACGGAAUUACGGACUUGAGCUUGAUGACGCGCCAAGCCGGUUCCGAUGUCGACCUCUACCGAGCUACGUACCGUGGCAAGACUGUGGUGCUCAAGGGCCCGCGGUACCCUAAUACGCGCCUCAUGAACCUCAUUCACAACGAGGUGCACGAAAUGCAAGGAUGUACGUCGCCGUACGUGCAGCCGCUGCUUGCUGUCAUCGACAAUGGAUCGCACGAGCCGCUGAUCACGAUACCCGACUGCGGCGCACUCAUGACAUUGAAGAACGCGCGCUAUGGCGUGGAUGUGCCAUUGCCAGUCUCGACAGUCCAGGUGGCCCUCGUGCUCGCCAAAGCCCUUGCGGACCUCCACCGCCUUGGCAAAGUACACCGAGAUGUCAAGAGCCUCAACAUCUUCCUCUCGACAGAGCACUACAUUCGUCUCGGCGAUCUCGGCUCGGCGCGCACCCUCGACGACAGCAUGUCGUCCAACGUCGGCACCAAGUUAUGGAUUGCGCCCGAAGUCCAUCGAGUCGGUCGCAGUGGCAGCGGCCCCGGAUAUAGCACAUCUGCUGACAUCUACUCGUUCGGCGUCGUCCUCACGGAGCUCGACACGCGCGAGAUGCCAUACGCCGACAUGGCCGACAAGGAUGUCACCCCCCAACAAGUGCGCGACGGCAAGCUGCGCCCGAAGAUGAGCGACAACUGCAAGCCAUGGCUGCGCGCUCUCGCCGACCAGUGCUUGGAGCUGAACCCCGCCAAGCGCCCGACAGCAGAGGCGAUCAUCGACGUGCUCACCGCACAUCUGCAUGACGACGACUGCACUUCCAUCUGCUGGAUACGGUCCCGCCGCUUAAGCGACACAGGACCAAGGAGGUAG